Pungitius pungitius (ninespine stickleback) is the source of this 8221-nucleotide messenger RNA. It is a transcript of the gene scn4ab, whose product is annotated as sodium channel, voltage-gated, type IV, alpha, b. NCBI's taxonomy places the organism in Eukaryota, Metazoa, Chordata, Actinopteri, Perciformes, Gasterosteidae. Gene Ontology annotation, cellular component: plasma membrane; voltage-gated sodium channel complex; axon. Bases 184 to 5475 code for a protein of 1763 amino acids. The transcript has 31 exons. Gene Ontology annotation, biological process: membrane depolarization during action potential; neuronal action potential; sodium ion transmembrane transport. The record is from RefSeq and is a predicted model, not a curated record. Gene Ontology annotation, molecular function: voltage-gated sodium channel activity; protein binding.
GAAAAAGCAAGGCGAGGCCAGAAGAUAUCAAACAGACAGCUAGAGUGAGACAGACAGAAAGUCAGUCAGUCUGACAGACAGACAAUAAGCAGAGACGGAUGUUGUCUGGAAUUAUUCAUUAAAUUAACAUCAGAAGCAGGAGUUAAUAACAAGAAGACUGAAGAAUUGCCCCAGGAUGCCAGGAUGGCGCCUUUGCUGCCCCCUGUUGGUUCGGAGGUCUUCAGACGCUUCACUCCAUCCUCGUUGGAGGAGAUCCUUAAACAUCACAAACUCCUGGAGAAGGAGCAACAGAGCAGGAAGGAGAAGAACAUAGAGAUAGCGGAGGAAGAUCUUCCUAAGCCAGCCAGCGACCUAGAGGCCGGAAAGCCACUCCCAUUUAUCUAUGGAGACCCACCUCCUGGACUUAUCAACACCCCAUUAGAGGAGCUGGAUCCCUUCUACAAAUCGCUGAAGACAUUCAUCGUUCUCGGUAAAGGAAACAUCAUCUAUAGGUUCAAUGCUGAGUCAGCCUGUUACCUGCUCAGUCCAUUCAACCCUCUGAGGACUAUCGCCAUCCGGAUCCUAAUCCACUCUUUAUUCAGUUGGUUCAUAAUGGUAACAAUUCUGGCCAACUGUGCAUUCAUGACUCUGGGUGACCCUCCAGCGUGGAGCAAAACUGUGGAAUACGUGUUCACCUUCAUCUACACGUUUGAAGCUACAAUCAAAGUUCUGUCAAGAGGAUUCUGUGUUGGUGGUUUUACCUUCCUGAAGGACCCAUGGAACUGGUUGGACUUCAUGGUCAUCAGCAUGGCAUACGUGACAGAGUUUGUCGAUUUGGGAAACGUUUCUGUUUUGAGAACGUUCAGAGUACUUCGAGCUCUGAAGACGAUCACAGUCAUCCCUGGCCUCAAGACGAUAGUCGGAGCUCUCAUUCAAUCAGUGAAGAAGUUGGCCGACGUCAUGAUUCUGACCGUGUUCUGCCUCAGCGUCUUCGCUCUAAUUGGUCUGCAGCUUUUCAUGGGAAACCUCCGUCAGAAAUGCGUCCUGAUCUCACCGCUGUUGCUUAGUAACAACAUGUCUGACCCCCACAUUGGUACCGAUUACCACAGUGACAACAACACCAAAAGCAACCAUACAGGAAGGGGUGACUUUGAUUACUCCGAGUACAUCAAUAACCCAGAGAACUACUACUACCAGCCAGGUCAACUUGAUGCUCUGUUGUGUGGUAACAGCUCUGAUGCCGGGGUCUGUCCUGAGGGUUACAUCUGUCUAAAAGCUGGAAGAAACCCAAACUACGGAUACACCAGCUACGACUCGUUUGGUUGGGCCUUUCUGUCUCUGGUCAGACUGAUGACCCAGGACUUCUGGGAAAACCUGUUCCAGCUGACCCUGCGAGCAGCUGGUAAGACCUACAUGAUGUUCUUUGUGGUGGUCAUCUUCCUCGGCUCCUUCUACCUUAUUAACCUCAUCCUGGCGGUGGUUGCAAUGGCAUACGCCGAGCAGAACGAGGCCACCAUGGCCGAGGCUAAGCAAAAGGAGGAGGAGUACGCUCAGAUCCUGGAGAUGCUGAAGAAUAGAGAGGAGGAGCAGGCGGCCUGCAAGGCGGAACUCUCAGAGGAACAACAUACAGCACCACAGAAGAAGACUUCUUCGGAAGAAAUUAAAGGCCAUGAGCACGAACACACAACCAUGGAAGACUUUGCAGACGACCAGAGGCCGUGCCUUCCAGGUUGGUAUGUCUUCUCUGACAUCUUCCUGAAAUGGAACUGCUGUGGCUGCUGGCGGAAGCUCAAACAGUUCCUCUACACCAUUGUCAUGGACCCUUUCAUUGACCUCGGAAUCACCAUCUGCAUCGUCCUCAACACCAUCUUCAUGGCCAUGGAGCAUUACCCCAUGACUGAGGAGUUUGAGGAGCUUCUGAGCAUCGGGAAUCUGGUCUUCACAGGGAUCUUCACAGCUGAGAUGGUCCUUAAACUUCUGGCUAUGGACCCUUACUACUACUUCCAGGUGGGCUGGAACAUCUUUGACAGCAUCAUUGUCACCAUGAGUCUUGUGGAGCUGGGAUUGGCUGACGUCCAGGGCCUGUCUGUGCUGCGUUCCUUCCGAUUGAUGCGAGUCUUUAAGCUGGCCAAGUCGUGGCCGACCCUCAACAUGUUAAUAAAGAUCAUUGGGAACUCGGUGGGGGCUCUGGGGAACCUAACUCUGGUUCUGGCCAUCAUCGUCUUCAUCUUCGCAGUUGUUGGCAUGCAGCUGUUCGGGAAGAACUACAAAGAGUGCGUCUGUCGCAUCUCACUUGACUGCGAACUUCCCCGCUGGCAUAUGGACGACUUCUUCCAUGCCUUCCUCAUCAUCUUCAGGAUCCUGUGUGGAGAGUGGAUUGAAACCAUGUGGGACUGCAUGGAGGUCUCAGGUCAGACCAUGUGUCUGAUUAUCUUCAUGAUGGUCCUUGUCAUCGGAAAUCUGGUGGUCCUGAAUCUCUUCCUGGCUUUGUUGCUGAGUUCGUUCAGUGGUGAUAAUCUUGCAGCUCCAGAAGAAGAAGGAGAAAACAAUCUUCAGAUUGCCAUAAACAGACUCAGUUGGGCUGUGGCUUGGGCAAAAAAAUGGAUCCUGGAACAAUUCUGGACUCUCACCGGAAAGAGGAACGACCUUGAUCUAAACCCCCCUGGGGUUGACAGUAAAGAAGACAACAGGAUGACGGGGGAGAUUUUGCCUUUGACCUUUGUGACUUUGGGCCAGCCAUUGUCAAAGAUCAAGUCCCUUGACUAUAACCAUGGCAACAUGGUCCCUAUUGCAGAGGCCGAGUCUGACCUAGAGACGGCAGACAAUGAUGAAGCGGAGGAAGAUGAGGAGGAAGAAACGCAGUCCAAUUGUGACGACUCAUCGGUCUGCAGCACCAUACAGAAACCUCCUGAGGCUCUUGAGGAUGCAGAAAAGGAAGAGCAUGAAACAAACAGCCCUGAGGACUGUUUCACCGACGAUUGUUACAGACGCUGUCCGUUCCUGGACAUAGACACGUCCCAGAGCAGAGGGAAGGUGUGGUCUAACAUCAGGAGAACCUGCUUCUUCAUUGUAGAACACAACUACUUUGAGACCUUCAUCAUUUUCAUGAUUCUGCUUAGCAGUGGAGCUCUGGCGUUUGAAGACAUCUACCUGGAGCAGCGGCGGGUCAUAAAGACAAUCCUGGAAUAUGCAGACCAGGUGUUCACCUACGUGUUUGUAGUAGAGAUGAUUCUAAAGUGGGUCGCCUAUGGAUUCAAGACUUACUUCACCAACGCCUGGUGCUGGCUCGACUUCCUUAUUGUAGAUGUGUCUCUGGUGUCUCUGACAGCAAACAUCUUGGGAUACUCGGAGCUGGGCGCCAUCAAGUCGCUGAGGACUCUGAGAGCUCUAAGGCCACUGAGGGCACUGUCUCGCUUCGAGGGCAUGAGGGUGGUGGUAAACGCCCUUGUUGGAGCCAUCCCCUCCAUCUUCAAUGUGCUGCUGGUUUGUCUGAUCUUCUGGCUCAUUUUCAGUAUCAUGGGAGUGAAUCUGUUUGCAGGAAAGUUUUAUCAUUGUUUUAAUGAGACGUCUGCGGAGAUGUUUCUCCCCGAAGACGUCAACAACAAGAGCGAGUGCUUCGCUCUGAUGAAGGCAAAUUUCACUGAGGUGCGCUGGAAGAAUAUAAAGGUCAACUACGACAAUGUGGGAAUGGGCUACCUGUCACUGCUGCAAGUGGCUACUUUUAAGGGCUGGAUGGACAUCAUGUACGCAGCUGUGGACUCCAGAGACGUGGAGUCCCAGCCGAUAUAUGAGACCAAUUUGUACAUGUACCUUUACUUUGUCAUCUUCAUCAUCUUUGGCUCCUUCUUCACCCUCAAUCUUUUUAUCGGAGUCAUCAUAGACAACUUCAACCAGCAGAAAUCUAAGUUGGGAGGAACAGAUCUUUUCAUGACAGAGGAGCAGAAGAAAUACUACAACGCCAUGAAGAAACUUGGUUCUAAGAAACCUCAGAAACCGGUUCCACGACCCGAGAACAAGUUCCAAGCUUUGGUUUUUGACCUGGUGACCACACAGCUUUUUGACAUCUUCAUUAUGGUGUUGAUCUGCCUCAACAUGGUGACCAUGAUGGUGGAGACCGAUGAGCAGAGCAAAGAGAAGGAGAUGAUCUUGUACUGGGUCAACCUUGUUUUCAUCAUCGUUUUCACUACAGAGUGCUCUCUGAAGAUGAUCGCUCUACGGCAGCACUACUUCGCUGUCGGAUGGAACAUCUUUGACUUUGUUGUCGUCAUCCUGUCCAUUGUAGGCCUUCUCCUUGCUGACAUCAUAGAGAAAUAUUUUGUUUCUCCCACGCUCUUCCGUGUUAUCCGAUUGGCUCGUAUCGGCCGAGUCCUUCGUCUCAUUCGUGGAGCCAAGGGGAUCCGGACACUGCUGUUUGCCCUGAUGAUGUCACUUCCUGCCUUAUUUAACAUCGGCCUGCUACUCUUCCUAAUCAUGUUUAUAUUCUCCAUCUUUGGAAUGUCUAACUUUGCAUACGUGAGGAAAGAGGCCAUGAUCGACGACAUGUUUAACUUUGAGACAUUUGGGAACAGCAUGAUCUGUUUGUUCAUGAUCACCACGUCGGCCGGGUGGGAUGGUCUGCUCAAUCCCAUCAUGAACACACCACCGGACUGCGACCCGAACUUGGAGAACCCUGGAUCCAUGGUCCGCGGAGACUGUGGCAGCCCGGCGUUAGGCAUCGUCUUCUUCACCACCUACAUCAUCAUGUCCUUUCUAGUUGUGGUCAACAUGUACAUCGCUAUCAUCCUGGAGAACUUCAACGUGGCUACAGAGGAGAGCGCUGAUCCGCUGUGUGAGGAUGACUUUGAGAUGUUCUAUGAAACGUGGGAGAAGUUUGACCCCGAUGCUUCUCAGUUCAUACAGUACAGCAAGCUGUCAGAUUUCUGUGACACUCUGAAGGAUCCUCUGAGGAUUGCCAAACCCAACACCAUUAAACUGAUCCACAUGGAUCUGCCACUGGUUCCUGGAGACAAGAUCCACUGUUUGGACAUCCUGCUGGCUCUCACUGCACAGGUUCUGGGUGAUUCAGGAGAAAUGGACACUCUCAAAGCUAGCAUGGAGGAGAAGUUUAUGGCCAAUAAUCCCUCCAAGGUGUCAUAUGAACCAAUCAGCAGCACUCUACGGAGAAAACAGGAAGAGGUGGCAGCGAUGGUGAUCCAGAGAACGUACAGGAAACACCUAUUAAAGCGAACCGUCAAAUUGGCCUCGUACAAAUACCGAGAGAAGACGCAUGGGAGGCGAGACAUGUUGUCGCCGACUGAGACUGAAGGACUUCUCUUUAAACGUAUCAGUCAGCUGUACGCGGACAGUGAGGACACAGAGGAGCCCGGAUCAGGGGUUUCAGGUGAGGGUCCUCUCACCCGGGUGGAGCUUCAGAGUGAGUAUCUCCUCCAUGCUUCUCCUACCCUCUAUACGUCCAACUUUUUGCCGGAUGACAACCUGAGGGAGUCCAUCGUCUGAUGUUUGACAUCUUUCUCCUUAUUGCCCUUUGUAUGACCUCACCGGUCGGAGGAGCAGUAGACUUAUAUCUCUUUGUCAGACGGUUGUCAGAUCCUGACCUUUAUGGCUUUUCACACUCAAGUUUCACAAUCACUGUGUUUUCAUUUUGCAAACUUUACAGAUCAACUUGAGUUUAUAAGUAACAGUAAUUAUGGUGUUGGGAAGUGGUGUGUUGGUAGUGUAGUGUUGCUGCAUUUCAUAAAUAUCUUUGAGGUGGCGUCGCUGUUUUCUGAAUCAAGCUUUUCAGCAUUUUAACAAUUUCUAAAUCACAAUUUCAGCAGAACAUCCUGCUGCAGUUUGAAUUAAAACUGGGAGGAAUCACCAAGUGAGGCUCCCGAGACACACAGACACGAAGACAGAAGCACUUAUGCAAUUAAAUAACUGGUGCCUACAAUGUCAGGAAAUACAAACCUAUUUUUACUUGGAUGGGCAAAGGUAAAUUAUAAAGUUACCAUCAUCUGUUCAAAUGUAAUCUUUUCAAAUAUUUUUUAUGGGAAACUUGAAUGAAUGCACUUUAACCUAUGAGAAAGGAUAUUAUGAUUACAAUCUUUUUUCUUUGAUGCACUGUUAACAGAUCGAUACUGUAAAUACAUUGUAUCACAUCGAUACGAUUGGUGUCGGAUAUUUUGUAUCAGAUUGAAGAAGACAAGUGACAUAAAUCCUGGGUGUGCGGAAGAAAGCAAGAAUAUACAAACCGGGCAGUAGCUAUAUUACUGUACAUACAGAUAAUAUUUUAAAACGAAUUCUAAGGUCCUUAUGGAACAGAUUGAUGUUUCUAAUUUUGACAAGAAUGGAGGGUUUUAACACUGCAUUAGAUUAUUUUCUCUAAACCAUGACAUUAAUAUGAGGAUCAGUGAGCUGUCAGCACAUUGCAGCACAUCUGCAUUGAUGAGCUUUAUUGUGGCUGGUAGCUAUGACUAAUUAAUACCAGAGUAUAUUUGGAGUCUUUCAUAAUUCAGCUGUAAGAUAACAUGAUGUCCGUAAUGAAAUAGAAAUAAAUAGAGUGCAUGAAAGAUGUUCUGGGAUGUACAUGUGAAAAGUUGAUAUAAUAAAAAUUUAACAACAAUAUAGCCUUCUUUUCAAAACUGAAGCAGCUGUUUUCUUUCUUUCUUGAUUAUUUCAUGUAUUUCUGUAUUUGUGGUGUAUCAGUGUUUAUUCAAUUAUUUAUUUGAUUUUUUAUCUGUGCAGUAAACCAAAAACCAAACUAAAUGUGAUUGGUAGAUUAGUGUCAUGUCAUAGGGUUAGCCCUUGUGAGAAAAGUAUCUUAAACUGGUUUGUGAUUAAGUACCUAUUACUAACUAGAAAAUGGAAAAAUCAUGAAGAUUACAGAAUUCAUCAACACAAGCCGUAAGUACAGACAGAGGACUUAAUUCAGUUGAAAAGGGACAUGGGGGAAAAGGGAAGUGUUCCUUCUCCCUUACAGGACCAGGAAGAUCUGACAAAGCUCUGUGGUGUGAGUCUUAAUACACAUCACAGAGGUUUAUGUUGUCCAAUUAGAAGACACUACUGCACUUCCCUGCACAAGCUUUUGGUCAACAAACUCUUUGUCUACAUGAUGUUUAUUUAACAUUAGCUUUUAGUCUAUAUAAUAUUUGUUAACAAGCUGUUAACAAGCAUAAGAUAAACUUGUUCAUUCUUGUUGUGUCCCCUCUCCAGUUUCACAAGGAUCUGUGCUGAACUCUGUGGUUGUAUCAUUUUCACAGAGUGUUGAAUAAAGUCAGUUUCCAUGUGAUGUAACUCCUCUUUGCUAAAUGUCUGACCUCAGCUCAGUGGCACUUGUGAAUAAAUUCAGAUCUUUGAGCACAAAAACAUCCAACAUCUGACUUUGUUUUCUACAGGAAAAAAGGUUUUUAAAUGUUUACAAAAGCAAUGCCAUUCCUUUAAAUCUUCUGAAAUAGAAAACAUCAAUUAGAAUUAUGACCGUUUAAAGAACUGUCACAAACCCUUAGGUUGGGGCCUGGGACUGGUCUUCUGCCUGUUCCCAAAGUCCAAACUAAACAACUACUUUGCCAUAAUGAUCUUUACUGUUUGCUGGUGAUUCCCACUAAUUUCUACUGGUCUCUACUGUACUUUAAUGGCCUCCACUGUACUGUACUCUGCUGAUAUUUUCCUGUGUCGACUGUAAAGCCCUCUGAGGCAUAUUUCUAAUUUGUGAUUUUGGUCUGAUCAAAAUAAAAUGAAUUGAAAAAAAAAUACUUGAGCUCUACUGGUCUCCCUAACCUCUACUGAACUGUAAUGAUCUCUACUGCAUUCUAAUGCACUUCGUUGUACUUUAUUUAACUGUAUUGAUUUAUUGUCCAUCUCUCCUACUGAAGGGAUUGGUUGGAUAUGGUUGGUAAUAAAGCGUUCUUGUAUUUCUCAUUUCCAGUGUUCCAAUCAAUCAAAGCUCUUUAAGUCUAAAUGUUGUCAUUCGUCUGUUCAUCCUCAUUCACUCACUACCAUAACUAAUCAUUCAAACUCUGAAAGCUGCCAUAAUUAUUCAUACGCUGAUAACUUUUUCACUGAUCCACAUCUCUCCCUGUACCUCAGAGAUUUCUCUCAGUAGCAACUGCUGAUUAAUUUAUCACCAGUUAAAUAUUAUAUUGAAUUAAUAUUGAAAAAUGCUUUUUACUUGUAGCUCUACAUCUUUAAGGUAAACAAAAAUCAAUUCAACGUCACCAGCCAGUCUUUCAUGUUUAACCAAUACUAUUGUUAGGGUGUAAAUGUU